GAUCUUUUAGUUUCACUAGUAGGAAGGACAUCAUAGAAAAAAGAAGGGAGAGACAAAUAUGGAAUUAUCAGAGCAUUUCAUUAUUUCAUUAUGUAAGCAAUUCAGCAAUGUUCAUCAACAUGCAUAUGGUGGGUCCCAAUUUCCCAGUUCGAGUUGCCGACAGCAUGGUUGUCAUGUACUUAACAGGUUUAUCAUGGAUGAAAUGAUAACUGCAAAGAAGUCAACUCAUAAUGAGGAGCAACUCAAAUUCCCAAAUCUUAUCAAUUCAGUGCAAAUUGUAACGGCAUAGGAUUCUCAAGCACUUUUUUAAACAAAACAUUCCCACAAAUUUUUUCAAGAUAGGCUAUGAUUAGGAGUGUGCCUAUGUGUCCUAUAAAUAUACUUUUUUUCUUGCUUAUAAAAACCCCCCCCUUGCCACAGCAAACAUCCUAUAAUUCCUAUUCACUUUAGCAUGCAUCAUCAGCUGAAGCUCAACAUGAGAAGACAAACUCCCAUUCAUCUUCUCCUUGUAUGGCUCCUGCUUGCAGCUUCUCAAUACCACUACACUAUUAAUGUUCAAGCUAUUGAAACAGUUCAGUUCAAGCACAAUUCUGCACAGCCUGGCUCAGGGUCGGGGUCCGGAACCAGAUAUGUUUUACCUACUUGGGUCAGUGGAAGGAAGAUCCAUAAAACUCCAUCAGGUCCCAACCCAGUAGGGAAUCAUCGCCCACCAUCAAAGCAAUGAACAUUUGAUGUACUUGUUCUUAACUUAGUAUGUAGAACUAAUCAGAUCAUUAUAUUUGUUGGAGGCUAGAAAGGAAGGUCAGUGUUAUUCAUGUAGGUCAUAAAAACCUCUCCUCUGAGGAAUGUGAGUGUACAAAAUUGGAAUUUUGAACAUUUGAAUUCUAGAAGCUUUUGUGCAUGA
Messenger RNA from Prunus persica (peach), 904 nucleotides. RefSeq names its product CLAVATA3/ESR (CLE)-related protein 46. The transcript has 3 exons. Lineage: Eukaryota; Viridiplantae; Streptophyta; Magnoliopsida; Rosales; Rosaceae. Bases 452 to 724 code for a protein of 90 amino acids. The record is from RefSeq and is a predicted model, not a curated record.